Candidozyma haemuli is the source of this 2916-nucleotide messenger RNA. It is a transcript of the gene CHS1, whose product is annotated as chitin synthase. NCBI's taxonomy places the organism in Eukaryota, Fungi, Ascomycota, Pichiomycetes, Serinales, Metschnikowiaceae. Gene Ontology annotation, molecular function: chitin synthase activity. The record is from RefSeq and is a predicted model, not a curated record. The transcript has 2 exons. Gene Ontology annotation, cellular component: cell periphery; cell septum. Bases 1 to 2916 code for a protein of 971 amino acids.
AUGAAAAAUCCAUUCGAAGAAGAACCAUUAGAAACCACCGAAGAGCCGGUUUUUCCUAAUGCUGCGUUCACAAGACAUUCGCCUCGAAAGUUAUAUCAGAUUAGCUCUCGUGGAGAAGACAGCCCAUUCGACGACUUCACCCGAACAAGUCGAAGAGAUGAAAGAACAAGCUCUCCCGAUAUAUUUGCUCGAAGCUCAUAUCAGGGCCAGCAAGUAUUGACAAGCCGUAUAGGGUCCAAAACUCCUGAUCUUGGAAUUCAUGACUCAAAGACUCCACGGGCAAAAUUCACCUCGAAAGAAAGUCCAAAAAGGCAAAGACAAGGGGGCUUUUUAAUUCCACAGAAAGAUAGUGACACUAUGCUGAAUGAAGAUGCUUUGGCGAUGGAUGUAUGCUCUUCAAGAAGCACAACAAAAAGUGAAAGGAUUCUUGAACUACCUCAGCCUAUAUUUACUCCUGAAACAUUCGCAGAAGCAAACAAUCAAAGGUCAUUUCUGAAUAGCGAUUCCGAUGAGAAGACUGUGGCCUCCGACCCAACAGAUGAGUACGAGUUUCUGGCUUAUCAGAAGGCUUAUGAUGAAAUAUCGAUGUCAGACACUAACACGGCUUAUAGUUCCGGCUAUCAUUCUGUGGAAGGAAGCGAGAGUGAUUACUUUGGGGCAUCCAUUGACAGAGACAUGAUGAGGAAUUUACCCGAUGGUUUUGUUCCACUGAAAGAAAAGACCACUACCAAACGAAAGGUCAGAUUAGUAGGUGGAGACUCUGGAAAUUUUGUUCUCGAGAAUCGAGUACCAGAAGAAUUAAGAAAGGUGUUGACGAGAACCGAUUCUCCAUUUGGGGAGUUUACCAAUAUGACGUAUACAGCCUGCACCGCUGAGCCAGACGAGUUUGUGAACGACGGCUUUACUUUACGACCUGUAAAGUAUGGACGAGAAACAGAGCUUGUCAUCUGUGUGACAAUGUAUAACGAAGACGAAUAUGCCUUUGCAAGAACAAUGCAUGGCAUAAUGAAAAACGUUGCUCAUCUAUGCUCAAGAGCGAAGUCAGCUACAUGGGGCAAAGACCUGUGGAAAAAAGUCCAGGUAGUUAUAGUUGCCGAUGGUCGCAACAAAGUCAAUGAGGCUGUACUUCAGCUCUUGACUGCUACUGGCUGCUAUCAAGACAAUCUAGCCCGUCCUUAUGUGAACAACAAGAAAGUUAAUGCCCAUCUAUUCGAGUAUACUACUCAAAUUUCUAUCGAUGAGAAUCUAAAAUGGCUCUUUAACGCUUUUUGCCCUGUUCUUGAUCCCAACGUUGUCGUUUUAUUAGAUGUGGGAACGAAACCAGACAAUCAUGCAGUAUAUAACCUCUGGAAAGCCUUCGAUAAAGACUCAAAUGUGGCUGGUGCCGCAGGCGAAAUCACGGCAAUGAAAGGAAAAGGAUGGGUGAACUUGCUUAACCCGUUGGUUGCUUCCCAGAACUUCGAGUACAAGAUGUCUAACAUCUUAGAUAAGCCAUUGGAGUCUCUCCUUGGUUACAUCACGGUUUUACCUGGUGCGCUUUCAGCUUAUCGUUAUAUCGCGUUAAAGAACCAUGCAGAUGGUACUGGCCCUUUGGCUUCAUACUUCAAAGGAGAAGACCUCCUCAAUUCUCGGCGGCUCACAAACAGCAAAACGAAUUUUUUUGAAGCGAACAUGUAUCUUGCAGAGGAUAGGAUACUCUGCUGGGAGUUGGUUGCAAAGAGGAAUGAAAGCUGGGUUCUUAAAUUUGUGAAACAUGCUACAGGAGAAACCGACGUACCCGAUACUAUACCCGAAUUUUUGUCACAGAGAAGAAGAUGGAUCAACGGUGCGUUCUUCGCAGCUCUUUACGCUUUGAGGCACACUUCCAGGAUCUGGGAGACAGAUCACUCUUAUAGCAGAAAGUUUUGGCUUUGCGUGGAGUUCCUUUACCAGUUCGUGAGCACACUUUUUUCGUUUUUCUCGUUGAGCAACUUUUACCUAACAUUCUACUUCCUUACAGGAUCUUUGGUUUCUGAAGAAAGUAUUGGAAGAGGUGGGUUUUGGAUCUUCACCAUAUUUAACUACCUAUGCAUUUGCACACUUACGUCAUUGUUCGUGGCAUCCAUUGGUAAUAGACCACAUGCAUCGAAGAACGUGUUCAAAACAUUGAUCAUAUUACUCACUAUCUGCGCUUUAUAUGCCUUGAUAGUGGGAUUCUAUUUUGUGGUGAAAACAAUUGAAAAGUUCGGAAUGGGUGACUCUUCAACAUUCGUUUUCGUUAGCAUUGUUGUUUCGUUAUUAGCGACUUAUGGAUUGUAUACAUUCAUGUCCAUAUUGUAUUUGGACCCUUGGCACAUGUUCACAUGCCUGGUGCAAUACUUCAUGAUGAUACCAUCUUAUACUUGCACGCUCCAGAUCUUUGCGUUCUGUAACACUCAUGAUGUUUCAUGGGGAACAAAGGGCGAUAACAACCCAAAGGAAGACAAGAUGAAUCAGUAUAUUAUCCAACAGAAUGAAGAGGGUGAAUUUGAGGUCAUUGUACAAGACUAUAACAUUGACGAGGUAUACCUUGAGACACUUUUCAGUAUCAGGUCACGGAGAUCGAACAAGAAGGUCAGAGCGCUUUCGGACCAAUCAAAUGAUCUUGAUGGUGAGGACUACGCCAAACAUGUCAGAACUAAGGUGGUUCUUCUGUGGCUACUUAUGAAUCUCAUCUUUAUUUUAACAAUGUUGCAAGUCUAUGAACCCGGAGAGACAGGCAGAAACUACUAUCUUGCAUUUAUAUUGUGGAUGGUUGCUUCCCUUGCGUUGUUUAGGGCCAUAGGAUCGGCUGGGUAUCUUGUUCAGCAUUUCGCAAGGUGGAUAGUUGAGUCAUUUAACAAGUGGUCCCAUAAGAAGAGCGGUUACCAUAGUACGCGUAUGAAUGCUCUCAAUUAA